AGAGCUGCUAAAAGGAGCCUCCAUGUGCCAAAGGAAAACAGUUUGCUUUUUGCUGCGUUUUUGUUCACGUAGUGCUUGCUGUGCCUGUUUUUUGCUGCAGCUCCCAGCACCACGUCCCUGUCGGCGCUGCGCUGAUGCUGCAUCCACGUGCCGGUGGUGCCAAGCGGUGCCGUGGCAGCGCACGCCGUGUGCCUUGGCCCCUGUGGCUUUGUCCUGCUCUCUAUCUCAACCCCACGGGGGCUCACCUGGCUGGCUGCAAGUGCCCGCAGUGCAGAAGAGCACAGACCUGACGAGCACAGUUGGCUAUGACAGCAUCAUUCAACAUUUGAACGACGGCAGGAAGAACUGCAAAGAGUUUGAAGACUUUUUGAAGGAAAGAGCGAUUAUAGAAGAAAAAUAUGGCAAAGAGCUCAUUAACUUGUCGAAGAAGAAGCCCUGUGGGCAGACGGAGCUGAACACCCUGAAGAGAUCCCUGGAUGUUUUCAAGCAACAGAUAGACAAUGUGGGACAAGGUCACAUCCAGCUGGCGCAAACCCUUCGGGAGGAAGCCAAGAAAAUGGAGGAAUUCAGGGAGAAGCAAAAGCUGCAUCGGAAGAAGAUAGAGCUCAUAAUGGAGGCGAUCCACAAGAACAGGAAUUUGCAGUACAAGAAGACCAUGGAGGCCAAGCGGCUCUACGAGCAGCGCUGCAGGGAUAAAGAUGAAGCGGAACAGGCGGUGCACCGCAACGCCAACCUGGUCACGCAGAAGCAGCAGGAGAAGCUCUUCCUGAAGUUGGCUCAGACGAAAUCGGCCCUGGAGGAUUCAGACAGGAGUUACCAGCAGAGUAUUACUGCACUGGAGAAGAUCAGGGAAGAAUGGAUGAAAGAGCACAUCAAGGCUUGCGAGUUCUUCGAGACGCAGGAGUGCGAGCGCAUCCGCUACUUCCGCAGUGCCCUCUGGCUCCAUGUCAACCAGCUCUCCCAGGGCUGCGUCCAGAACGACGAGAAAUACGAGGAAAUCCGCAAGAGUUUAGAAAUGUGCAGCAUUGAGAAGGAUAUCGAUUUUUUUGUAAAUUUGCGCAAAACUGGAAGUUCGGCCCCAGCUCCUGUUGUUUAUGAAAACUACUACAACACACAGAGAAACGCGACUCCUGUGAGAAGUCCGGUUUCCGUACCUAUAUCACGGAGGGCGCCUCCACCCACCCCAACCAGUGGGCCAGGUGAUCCUGAUUAUGCCACAAUUGACGGCUACAGCUUGAUACACCGCUAAUAGCCACAGUUCUCCAGGCAGAAGAUACUGUCAGUCUGGCCAGCGCGGCAGAGUCGGUGUUUUCAGUUAUUCUCAGCAGCACAGAGCUGCAGUGCUUCUUCAUUUUAAGAAAGUAUUUGGGGACUCUGAUAAUUAUUUGUGCAUUCAGAAAGCACCUACUGAAAAUCUGUUCCUUCGAUAAGCAAACUCCUUGGACAUAUAUUCCAUUUUCACGCUCAGGGGAAGAAAAAGAAUAUAAGCAAUGGAACUGGACACAGGGUCUUCUGCAUUGGAAGAAGUUUUUGAUUUGAAGUUCUUCCUGUGUGCAGCCAUCUGGGAGAGCCUGGAGCCUUCUGCUCUCCAAAUAACUAAAAAACACAUGUGCAUUGCAAAGCUUUGGGCAUGCUGGCUUGUGUUCAGAGCUAAGGGUACACUUUGGCCUGUUUCUGAAGUCUUUUAUUAACGGUGAUUAAGCUUGUAAUUUGGA
Cygnus olor (mute swan) is the source of this 1715-nucleotide messenger RNA. It is a transcript of the gene PSTPIP2, whose product is annotated as proline-serine-threonine phosphatase interacting protein 2. Gene Ontology annotation, biological process: actin filament polymerization. The record is from RefSeq and is a predicted model, not a curated record. The transcript has 15 exons. Gene Ontology annotation, cellular component: cytoplasm; actin filament; plasma membrane. Bases 23 to 1249 code for a protein of 408 amino acids. Lineage: Eukaryota; Metazoa; Chordata; Aves; Anseriformes; Anatidae. Gene Ontology annotation, molecular function: actin filament binding.